Schistosoma spindalis is the source of this 462-nucleotide messenger RNA. The record is from the annotation of a GenBank genome assembly. Lineage: Eukaryota; Metazoa; Platyhelminthes; Trematoda; Strigeidida; Schistosomatidae.
AUGACUGUUUUGACUACACACAUUAUCUCCUUCGUUCCUUCACAAAUCAAUAUUUUUAAAGGUUUAUAUUUUUAUUCUUUGUCAGCGAUAUUCAUUUCAAUAAUAAAUUAUCUGUUUUCCAAUACUUGCCUGCCAGAUAGUACACCAGCAAUCGAAUCAAACAUCUUAAACUUUGAACAAGAACUAUGUCGUUUAGGUGCAUCCAUGUACGUUGGUAGUGUGAGUAGUUAUGACAACAUGAACGAAUUUGGCAGCGGUAACACUGCCAACACUACUACUAAUAAUACAACAACUAAUAUAUUUGACAAUGACACUGGUUAUUUUGAUGGCAAUGAUAAUGAUUCUUCCAGUACACAUAUUUUACAGACAACAUCCACAAAUUCUUAUCAUAUUCAUGUUGAUAAACCUGUGUUGAAUCCACCUGCUGAUAAACUUUAUACACAAAUGGUAUUGACAAAAUGA